Phaeodactylum tricornutum CCAP 1055/1 is the source of this 582-nucleotide messenger RNA. RefSeq names its product protein fucoxanthin chlorophyll protein (gene Lhcf12). Gene Ontology annotation, cellular component: membrane. The transcript is spliced from 2 exons. The record is from RefSeq and is a predicted model, not a curated record. NCBI's taxonomy places the organism in Eukaryota, Bacillariophyta, Bacillariophyceae, Surirellales, Neidiaceae. The coding region runs from base 1 to 582 and encodes 193 amino acids. Gene Ontology annotation, biological process: photosynthesis, light harvesting in photosystem I; response to light stimulus.
AUGGCCCAUGGUGGUUCCCAUAAGCUCUCCAAUACCGCAUUGCGUGUCACAGGAUUUGAAGACGAACUCGGAGUCCAAAAGCCGCUGGGAUUCUGGGACCCGUUGAGUGUGUGUGAUGGUGCCGACCAAGCCCGUUUUGAUGAACUUCGCUACGUCGAAAUCAAACACGGCCGAGUCGCCAUGUUGGCGAUUGUUGGACACAUGGUCACGAGCGCUGGAGUUCGUUGGCCGGGAUCGAUCGGCGGCGUUUCGUACUCGAACAUUCCCGCCGGGUUGGCCGCUUUUGAACGCCUACCUAUAUCGGGUCUCGCAGCCAUUUUCGUCGCGAUCGGAUUUUUGGAGGUCGUCGUUAUGAAAGACAGCAAGGGCGUUGCGCAAUAUCCCGGGGACUUGCGGAACGGUUUGUUUCAGUGGAGCGCAACUCCGGAGGAGCAGUUGGAGAAACGAGCGAUCGAGUUGAAUAACGGCCGAGCCGCACAAAUGGGCAUUUUGGCUUUAAUGGUGCACGAAAAAUUGAACAACGAACCCUACAUGAUCAACUCGUUUCUGGGAUAUUCCAGCCACUUCAACGAGAACUUUUGA